Rhineura floridana is the source of this 3900-nucleotide messenger RNA. RefSeq lists its product as uncharacterized. The record is from RefSeq and is a predicted model, not a curated record. NCBI's taxonomy places the organism in Eukaryota, Metazoa, Chordata, Lepidosauria, Squamata, Rhineuridae. Gene Ontology annotation, molecular function: protein binding; zinc ion binding. The coding region runs from base 104 to 3082 and encodes 992 amino acids. The transcript has 14 exons.
GGCACAGUUCCUCAAUCAGCUUAGUUCCAGGAAAUGAAACGCCCACUUCUUGAAAGACAAAUAAUGACAGAACAAGGAAGAGCGACUCGAGUUUGAGGCAACCAUGGCUACUGGGGGUCCAGCUAAGGAUCUAUUUGAUGAGGUUACUUGUCCCAUCUGCCUGGAUUAUUUCAAGGAUCCAGUGACCGUUGCAGGGUGUGGGCACAACUUCUGCAGAGCCUGCCUGAGCCAGUCCUUGGGGGAGUCGGUUGCAGAGGCGUCCUGCCCUCAGUGUAAAGGAACUUUCGAACAAAGGAACCUCAUCCCGCAUCGACCGCUUGCAAAUGUUUUAAAAAUAUUAAUAGCCAAGAAGCUCUUCCUUCCAGGGGUAAUGGGCAGAGUCUGUGAGAAGCACCAGGAACCCCCGAAGCUCUUCUGUAAAGACCAUGAAUCCCUUAUCUGUCUGGUGUGCGACAAAUCCAAGGAACAUGAAAAUCAGAAGAUGACUCCUCUAGAGGAGAUUUCCCCAGAAUUCAAGGAUCAAAUCUGGAAUAGCCUGGAAACUUUGUGGCAAAAGAGACAGAAAAUGCUGGCCUACAAAGUCGACACAGAAAAGGAAAGCCAAGGCCUGCUUAAGCAAACAAAAGCAGAGAGAGAAAAGAUGGUGGCUGAGUUCAGGCAACUACAUCAGUUUCUGGAAGAACAAGAGAAGCUUCUGCUGGCCCAAAUGGAAGAGGUGGAGACGGAGAUUGCAAAGAAAAGGGAUGAGCACCUGGCCAGACUCUCUGAGGAACUCUCCUCUCUUGAAAGCGUCAUCGAGGAGAUGGAGGGGAAGUGUCAGCAGCCAGCAAGUGAACUCCUGCAGGAUAUUAGAAGCUUCUUGCAGAGGUCUCAGGCAAAGGAGAAUGUUGAGGAUCCUCCUGUGGCUUUUCCCCCUGAUCUGAAGUGGAGGAUCUGGGAUUUCUGCGAUAUAUGUCCCUUUCUGGAGGGGGUCAUGAAGCAGUUCAGAGCGAUGCUGAUAUCUGGACUUCAGUUGCAAAAAGCAAAUGUAACUUUGGAUCCAGACACAGCCUUUGCCCUGCUUGUCCUGUCUGAGGAUCGUAAAAGUGUGAGAUGUGGGGAAACACCUCAAGAUCUGCCCGACAAUCCUCAGAGAUUUGUCUCAUAUCCCGCUGUGCUGGGACAUGAGGGGUUCACAGCAGGCAGACAUUUUUGGGAUGUCGUUGUGGGGAGUGAGGAGGAAUUGGGUAUGGGGGUUGCAAGAAACUCUGUGAGGAGAAAGGGUGAUGGUGACUUGGGUCCUGAGGAAGGGGUCUGGGAUCUGGGGAAGUGGGGAGGUAAAUACAGGGCCUCUAAUUACUCCAAUUACCCUCCUCUGUCCCUGAGUGAGGAGCCCAAGAGGAUCCGAGUGACUCUGAACUAUGAAGGGGGCCGGGUGGCCUUUUAUGAUGCUGAUAGAGGAGCCCUGAUCUUUGCCUACUCAGCAGCCUCAUUCUCCAGAGAGACCCUUCAGCCCUUGUUUUUUGUAUUCAACAAAGGCCAACUGACACUCUCUGCCUUCGCCUCCUUUGAAAUUCCUCCAAAGGAAACGCCUAGUUGCUUACAGAGAAGAGAGAAAACGAAAGUAACUCUUCCUGAAAAGGCCACCAUGGCUGUUUCUGGGGGUCCCGUUCAGGAUCUCUGUGAGGAAGCCACUUGUCCCAUCUGCCUGGAGUAUUUCCGGGAUCCAGUGAUCAUCCCGGAGUGUGGACACAACUUCUGCCGAGCCUGCCUGAGCCAGUGCUGGGAGAAAUCCGAGGCAGAGGCUUCCUGCCCUCAGUGCAGGGAAAGGGUUCCACACAGGAACCUCAUCCGGAAUCGGCCGCUGGCGAAUGUUGUAGAAAUACUUAUAGCCAAGAAGAAACUCGGCCUUCAAGAGGAAAAACGGGUAGAAGGAAAGGGAAGAAUCUGCGAGAAGCACCAGGAGCCCCUGAAACUCUUCUGUAAAGACCACAGAACCCCGAUCUGUGUCGUUUGCGACAAAUCCAAGGAACAUGAAAAUCACAAGGUGAUUCCUCUGGAAGAGGCUUCCCAGGAGUACAAGAAUUGGAUCAGCAGCUGCCUAGACAAUCUGAGGAAGGAGAGAGAGAAAAUCCUGACAUUCAAAGCAGAUACUGAAAAGGAAAGCCAAAACCUGCUUGAGCAAACUGAUGCAGAGAGGGAAAGGAUGAUGGCUGCGUUUAGACGGCUGCGCCAGUUUCUGGAAGAACAAGAGAAGCUUCUCCUGGCCCAGAUGGAAGAGGUGGCAAAGGAGAUUGCAAGGAAAAGGGAUGAGCACCUGGCUAGACUCUCCAAAGAACUCUCCUCUCUCGAAAGCAGCAUCCAGGAGAUGGAGGACAAGCAUCGGAAACCAGCCAGUGAGCUCCUGCAGGAUAUUGGGAGCUUCUUGCAGAGGGCUUUGGCAAAGGAGAAGUUUCAGAGUCCUGCAGCUUUUCCUCCUGAUCUGAAGUGGAAGAUCUGGGAUUUCUGUGAUAUAAACCCCUUUCUGGAGGGAGUCAUGAAACCAUUCAGAGACACUCUUGGAGCUGGACUGAAGCUGCAGAAAGAAAAUGUAACUUUGGAUCCAGACACAGCCCAUCCCCGUCUCUUCCUGUCUGAGGAUCACAAGAGUGUGAGACGGGCAGAUGAGCUUCAAGACCUGCCUGACAAUCCCGAGAGAUUUGACUCAUAUAACUAUGUACUGGGGCAUGAGGGGUUCACAGCAGGCAGACAUUUCUGGGACAUCCUUGUGGAAGGUGAAGAGGGUUGGUCUCUGGGGGUUGCCAGAAAGUCUGUGAUGAGGAAGGGUGAGAUCACAGCAAGUCCUGAAGAAGGAAUGUGGUGUAUGGGGAAGUGGGCAGGUGAAUACAGGGCCUGUAUCCCUCCUGACUACCUUCCUUUGUCCCUGAGUGAGGAGCCCAAGAGGAUCCGAGUGGCUCUGAACUGUGAAGGGGGGCGGGUGGCCUUUUACGAUGCUGACAGAGCAGACCUUCUCUACACAUUCCAGGCAGCCUCAUUCUCCGGAGAGACCCUUCGGCCCUUCUUUUGGAUUUAUUAUAAUGUCCACCUGACACUCCCUGCCUAAGGGUGAAGUAAGCUCACUGCAGUUGUGACAGAUGUACAGCCAUCUCCUCAGGACUGAGCUCGGGUUACUCUUUCUCCAGGUCAAGUCAGUUGUUGCUAGUGUCUCUUUCCAGACAGUACCAUAAUCUAUCUUGAAUAAAGGCAAAACCCUGAAUGGGCAUCACUCUCGCCUCACCCAGCCUUAAUCCUGCUAUCGGUUAACCUUGUCUUUCCCCCACUAGCCCUAGCGAUGCAAGCACCAAAAUCCAUUCUUCUUUGCCACUACUCAAGGAGCUAAUGUGAUACUUUUAAGCAAAAUCCCUGUGUUCAAAGAGAUCCAUUUCCUUCAAAUAUAACAUGGUCCCUUCUGGAAAUGAAGAGCCUCCUAUAAGAGUUCCAAUGAGGCAACAGAGGCAGUCAAGGGAAUUCCAGGGGAUGAUGGGACAUCUCCAUUUAUACAAUUAUUCUAAGCUAAUUUGUAGUUAACAGGCAGAUCCAUCUAUAGAUUUGCAGAGAGCACCUCUGCUUAUCCUUUUGUGUAAUAUAUCUGAACCUAUUCCAGGGAGUGUUUCAUGUGCUAACAUGUUUUAAUUCUAUUAAAGAUUGUGUAGUGUUGCUCUUUAUUAUUUCUUGCAUUUAUAGGCAGCCUGCCCUCUCAUGAACUCAAGGAGGUAUACAUGAUGCUUUUUGUUCCCACACAUUUAUCCUUGGGUUGUGCACAUCCCUCCCAAAUUUGAUUGGUGGGUCUAAUUUGGGAAUCCACGUUUGGUCUGAUUUCGCCUGGACUGAAUCAGACCUGAUCUGGAUCAUGAUCUAGAAAAUACAAAUCUUUGGUAGUCC